AAGAAGACCCUCUCUCCCUCUAACAAAUCUCCUUCGGUCUCCGAGAAAAAAAAAAGAAUAAGAAGAAGCCGAAAAAGUCAACGGCGGGAGGAAGAACGACAGGUUAUUACCAAAUUCCGGCGAGGUAAUCCGACAAUGCGAGGGUUAUUUCUACUCUGUGGUGUUGUUUUGAUUCAGCUGCUUGCUGUUCAAACCGAUGCUCAAGGAUCUAAAAGUAAAUGGCAGACGCUCACCGGUUUCUCUCCUCGUGUGAUUGCUCGUGGAGGGUUCUCUGGAUUGUUCCCAGAUUCGAGCAUCGAUGCUUACAACUUCGCAAUGCUGACAAGUGUAGAAGACGUUGUUCUAUGGUGUGAUCUUCAGCUAACCAAAGACGGAGCUGGGAUCUGCUUCCCUGGUUUAACAAUGAGCAAUGCUUCUAAUAUUGAAGCUGCUUACCCAAAUCGUACAAACACUUACCUUGUUAAUGGAGUCUCUACACAGGGCUGGUUCACCAUCGAUUUCUCCUUGAAAGAUCUCAACAAAGUUAACUUGAUCAGAGGUAUAUUAUCUCGGUCCGAGAGAUUCGAUGGAAACGGAUACUCGAUCUUGACUGUUCAAGAUGUAAACACAGAGCUGAAACCACAAGGCCUUUGGUUAAACGUUCAGCACGAGGCCUUCUACGCGCAGCAUAACCUCAGCAUGACCACCUUUCUAACCACAACUUCAAAAACCAUUAUCAUCGACUUCAUCUCUUCCCCUGAAGUCAACUUCUUCAAGAAAAUCGCUGGACGUUUCGGGCGUGAAGGACCGAUCUUCGUGUUCCGUUUUCUCGAGAAAGAAACAUUCGAGCCGACGACAAACAGAACAUACAGUUCUAUCUUGAGUAACUUGACUUUCGUCAAAACGUUUGCUUCAGGGAUUCUUGUUCCGAAGUCUUACGUGUUGCCACUAGAUGACAAGCAGUACUUGCUUCCGUCUACUUCUUUGGUUCAAGAUGCUCACAAAGCAGGACUUGAAGUGUUUGUGUCAGGUUUUGCUAAUGAUGUUGAUAUUGCACAUGACUAUAGUUAUGAUCCUGUCUCUGAGUAUCUAUCUUUUGUGGAUAAUGGUAACUUCUCUGUCGAUGGUGUGCUCUCUGACUUUCCCAUAACUGCAUCUGCAUCCGUCGAAUGCUUCUCUCAUAUGGGCAGAAACGCUACAAAACAAGUUGAUUUUCUUGUUAUAUCCAAGAAUGGUGCAAGUGGAGACUACCCAGGAUGUACAGACUUGGCAUAUGCCAAGGCAAUCAAAGAUGGUGCUGAUGUUAUAGACUGCUUGGUCCAAAUGUCCAGCGACGGUACACCCUUUUGCUCAAGUUCCAUCGAUCUUGGGAACACCACAAUGGUCGCCCAAACUCCUUUGAGAAACCGUUCAACAAAUGUUCCUGAGCUUAGCUCACUUGGUGGUAUAUACACUUUUAGUCUCACCUGGCCUGAGAUCCAGACCUUGACUCCUGCUAUAUCAAACCCAUACAGAACAUACAAUAUGUUUAGGAAUCCAAACGAGAGAAACGCUGGGAAGCUUGUUUCCCUUACUGAGUUCCUAAACUUGGCAAAGAACUCCACCUCUCUUUCCGGUGUUUUGAUCAGUGUGGAGAAUGCAGCAUACCUGAGAGAGAACCAAGGGAUAGACGUGGUGAAAGCGGUUCUUGACACACUCACACAAACCGGCUACACCAACAUCACAACCAAAAAGGUUAUGAUUCAAUCAACAAACAGCUCGGUUCUACUCGACUUCAAGAAGCAGAGCCGGUACGAGACUGUGUACAAAGUCGAAGAAACCAUCCGUGACAUUCUAGACUCUGCUAUAGAAGACAUAAAGGCAUUCGCUAGUGCUGUUGUCAUCGUAAAAUCAUCGGUCUUUCCUGACUCAGAGGGUUUUGUCACGGGGCAAACCAAUGUUGUGGAGAGGCUGCAAAAGUCUCAGCUUCCGGUAUAUGUUGAGCUGUUCCAGAAUGAGUUUGUGUCUCAACCUUAUGACUUCUUCUCUGACGCAAAUGUUGAGAUAAACUCUUAUGUUACUGGAGCUGGUGUUAAUGGAACCGUCACUGAGUUCCCUUACACAGCAGCUAGAUACAGAAAGAAUAGAUGCUUGGGAAGCAAAGAAACUCCACCUUACAUGGCUCCUGUUCAACCAGGUGGACUCUUACAAGUUGUGAAUCAUGCGUCUUUACCUCCAGCCGAAGCUCCGAACCCGGUGUUCACAGAUGCUGAUGUUACUGAGCCGCCACUACCUCCGGUUACAGCAAAAGCCCCAACCUCAACCCCUGGAACACCAUCAGAACCAUCAACCAAUGCACCAGCACCUAGUGGACAAACCCGCCUCACUCUAUCUCUUCUCCUUUCUGUUUUUCCAAUGGCUAUUGCCUCUCUUCUACUUCUGUGAUCAAACCCUUGAUCACACAUCUUUAUAAGAUUUUCCUGUGUGUGACAAUGUCAGAUCUUAAUUAACAGCCGGAACCAUAAUGUUUUCUCAUGUUUAUAUUCUAGUUCUGUCCUAAAAAGAGCAGGAAAUUCUUGGAGUGUAA
This is a messenger RNA of Brassica oleracea var. oleracea, 2545 nucleotides long. Its product is annotated as glycerophosphodiester phosphodiesterase GDPDL3-like. NCBI's taxonomy places the organism in Eukaryota, Viridiplantae, Streptophyta, Magnoliopsida, Brassicales, Brassicaceae. The transcript has 8 exons. The record is from RefSeq and is a predicted model, not a curated record. Gene Ontology annotation, molecular function: glycerophosphodiester phosphodiesterase activity. The coding region runs from base 136 to 2403 and encodes 755 amino acids. Gene Ontology annotation, biological process: lipid metabolic process.